Messenger RNA from Talaromyces atroroseus, 1653 nucleotides. RefSeq lists its product as hypothetical. The transcript is spliced from 2 exons. NCBI's taxonomy places the organism in Eukaryota, Fungi, Ascomycota, Eurotiomycetes, Eurotiales, Trichocomaceae. The coding region runs from base 1 to 1653 and encodes 550 amino acids. Gene Ontology annotation, molecular function: monooxygenase activity; heme binding; oxidoreductase activity, acting on paired donors, with incorporation or reduction of molecular oxygen. The record is from RefSeq and is a predicted model, not a curated record.
AUGGACAAAAGCGCCAGCAGCGUCUCUGCAGCCUCGUCUAGCUUUAUCAAGCCUCACAAUCUACUGACGCUGCUAUUACUGCUGUCUACAAGUGGUUGUAUUUAUGUGGCGACAAUAUGCAUCUAUCGGCUCUUUCUACACCCAUUCGCGCAUGUUCCUGGUCCGCUGCUUGCACGACUGACUGAUGUAUAUGGUUUGUACCACGCCUGGCUCCAGGAUACCCACCUGGCCAUCCACCGCUUACAUCUUCAAUAUGGGCCGAUUGUGCGCUACGGACCCGACCGGAUUCUCGUCAAUGAUGUCUAUGGAAUGAAGGAAAUAUAUGGCUAUAAUGCCAAUUUCGCCAAAGGCAAGGUCUACGAAGCACUGAGAUUCAAUCCAGUGCACAGCGUCUUCAAUGCGACAGAUAAGAAUAUGCAUCGGAGAAAAAGAAGGCUCGUCGCGCAGGGGUUCUCAGAGGCCGCUUUGAGGGCUAGCGAGGGGUGCAUUUUGAAGCAUGUAGAUAGGUUUGUUGACGGUCUUCUGAGUGAGGAUACAGUCUCUACUAAGGAUGGGAACUGGGUGACUCCCAAGGAUCUCUCUGUUCAUGCAAACUAUCUAGCUCUAGAUAUCAUCACAGACCUGGUUUUUGGUCAAUCUACCGACGCUUUAGUCAAGCCCGACAACAGACAGUACCGACCCAUGUUAGUAUCGACCGGAUAUCGAAUGGGAAUGGCAAACCAGAUGCCCGAAGCGUUUCGAACUGGUAAAUCCGGGCAGUGGCUCGACUUGGGCACUUGGACGCUGAGCAACAUGGACAACCAGCGAGCACAAUGGGCCGGAUUGCUUCGAGGGUGGGCCAUGGAACGCAUCGAAACGGAAAAAACUCGUAUCCAAGAGCCCGAGCGCCGGGAUAUGAUGUCCACUAUUAUAAAUGCCACAGAUCCUGAUACGGGCGAGAAAUUGAGCACGCAGGAGAUUGUUGCUGAAGCGUUCACUCUUAUCACCGCUGGAUCAGACACCACUGCAACCGCCAUUUCGGCAACGCUUUUCUAUCUAUCCCGUAACCCGAGUACAUGUGAACGGGUUGUCGCGGAGAUCAGGUCUCGGUUUUCAUCUCUGGAGGAUGUCCACAUGGGACCUAUCCUGAAUGGGUGCCAAUAUCUGCGAGCUUGCAUUGAAGAGGCUCUACGCAUGUCUGCUCCCGUAAUAACCCCUCUAUACCGAGAGGCAGGCCCAGGCGGCGCUAUAGUGUGCGGGAUAUAUGUACCAGAGGGCUACGUGGCUGCUUCCGAAGCCUAUGCUCUCCAUCACAAUGAGAAAUACUACCCGGACUCUUUCUCCUACCUCCCGGAACGAUGGAUGCCUUCAUACAAAUCUGAAAAGGGGUCUAUAUCAGUAUCAUCAGAGGCCAAAACAGCCUUUUUCACUUUCUCUCACGGUACCAGAAAUUGUGCGGGGAUCAAUCUGGCGUAUCUUGAAAUUAGUCUAGCCCUCGCGAGGCUGUUGUGGUUGGCUGAUCUCCGGAUUCCAUCACAGCCGAAGCUGGCCAGGAUAGGUGGUGGGGAUAGGGGUGAUAAAGAACCAAUGCGAAGAAGAGAAAAUGAGUAUCAGUUAUAUGACGUUUUUGCUUCAGAGAAGGAAGGGCCAUUGCUGGAGUUUAGGCGACGUUAG